This is a messenger RNA of Babesia bigemina, 327 nucleotides long. RefSeq lists its product as hypothetical. The record is from RefSeq and is a predicted model, not a curated record. The transcript has 2 exons. NCBI's taxonomy places the organism in Eukaryota, Apicomplexa, Aconoidasida, Piroplasmida, Babesiidae. Bases 1 to 327 code for a protein of 108 amino acids.
AUGACGGCUCAGAAGAUACAUGAUUUGCAGGACCGCUGUGCUUACAAUAGCACCGGAAAGAACGCAAUUCACAACGGCUUACUAUGGCAGCACGUCACCAAUGGCAACGCACGCCAAGACUCCGAGCGACAAUGGCGGCGUACAAUUGGAGCAAAAUCAAUUGAAUCAAUAACAGAAAACGGUACAAGAAAUGAUCGCAUUCCUUAUUAUCUCACCGCCGUGCUCAGAACUAACUGGUACCUCGGGGCGCUGCAGGCUCCGCAGCAUGCUAUCGGCAACUCAUCAGGAAGUUUAAAUCAUCGAUAUAUAACCAUAUAUAACGCUUAG